Tripterygium wilfordii is the source of this 2157-nucleotide messenger RNA. Its product is annotated as RNA pseudouridine synthase 4, mitochondrial. Gene Ontology annotation, molecular function: pseudouridine synthase activity; RNA binding. The coding region runs from base 66 to 1499 and encodes 477 amino acids. The transcript has 10 exons. The record is from RefSeq and is a predicted model, not a curated record. NCBI's taxonomy places the organism in Eukaryota, Viridiplantae, Streptophyta, Magnoliopsida, Celastrales, Celastraceae. Gene Ontology annotation, biological process: pseudouridine synthesis.
ACCGGUGUUCAAUCGGUCACCGGAGUCCUUUCAAAGUUCCGGCAAGUCUAAAACCCUAAUAAAUCAUGCCGAACCAACCGCUCCUCUACCGGAUACUCGGUUCAUUGUUGCUUCAGUUCACCAUGUCCAGGGAGUCUAGACUUCUCGUCCCAGCCUUUCAGUGUCAGUACGCCACCACUGUCAGCACCGGAGCCUCUCUAAAAGACGAGAACCGAAGUAAUACAAAGGAGGGCAAAUGGUUCACUUUACCUCCGUACUCUUCCACAAUCAACGGCUCUGCCCUUGGAAGAGCCCUCUGCGCGAGUGGCGGCUCCAAUGGCGGAGCUGACAAAGCUGUCUCUUCUGCGGAAACCACGGCACUCAAGUGGGUUCUACGUUGCUGUCCCGACCUACCCCGAAGCCUCGUGCAGAAGCUCUUUCGUUUGCGACAGGUUCGAAGAGAAGCAUCUGACUUUGGAAGUGAUCAUCAAGGUGUUCUGGGAAGACGGCUUACAAGGGUUGCAGCUAAGGACUCAAUGAACCCAGGGGAUCAAAUCUUUCUUCCUAUCACUGUUAAAUUGUUGCCUUCUGAUGAACGAAAACUCCCUCUCACUAAAGAAGAAGUUAACUUUAUUCAUAGCCUUGUUUUGCAUCGGGAUUCGGCCAUAAUUGUUCUCAACAAACCUCCUGGAAUGCCUGUCCAGGGUGGCAUUGGCAUCAAAACAAGUCUAGAUGAAUUGGCCUCAACUUGUUUAAGUUAUGGGUAUUCUGAACCCCCUCGAUUGGUGCACAGGCUAGACAGAGAUAGUAGUGGCAUCUUGGUGAUGGGGAGAACACAAGUAAGUGCAACAGUUCUGCAUUCCAUAUUCCGCGAGAAAACUAUUGGCAUGUUGCACGAUGAUAUUGAUGAUAAGAAGAGAAUCCUUCAAAAGAGGUACUUGGCACUUGUCCUUGGGUCUCCAAGACGUCAAAGAGGUUUAAUUUCAGCGCCAUUGGGAAAGGUUGUAGUUGACAAUGGAAAAUCUGAUCGUAUCACCGUGGUUGAUAAUGCACAAGACAUGUCAUGUCAGCAUGCAAUAACACAGUAUCAAGUGAUUAGAUCUUCAUCUCAUGGUUUAACAUGGCUAGAGCUGUGCCCUCUCACAGGUAGAAAGCACCAGCUCCGUGUACACUGCGCACAGGUUUUGGGAACGCCAAUAGUUGGAGAUUACAAAUAUGGUUGGCAGGCUCAUAGGAAGUGGGAACCUUUGCCUUGGUCUGAUCUUAGAAGGAACUCCAGUGAAAUCUGUCCCUUUGGGAAUAUAUAUCCUUUUGACCUGGAUUUAAAUAGUGGAAGUAUAUCUGACAAGCAGCGGCGCCUACAUCUUCAUUGUAAGCAAAUGGUUUUUCCUGAUAUCUCCCAGGCGUUACAAGAUGUGCAAUUAUCCCCAGACUGUGAUUUUGCACAACUGGAAAGUCUUGAAUUCAAUGCGCGGUUGCCUUCAUAUAUGCAGAGAAGUUGGGACAUUAUGAAUUCUUGAUCCAUUGUUGGAAUUUUUGAAGGACUAGAGAUUUUUUUUUGGUGGGUACUGAAUCUGGGGAUAAGGAAGAAAGGAAAGUAUGAAACUGAAAAAUUGGUGACCUUCGUUGCUCUGAUGGCAUUUUAGAUAUGAAGAUCGAACAGAUAGAACUUACUUGGGUUUCUCCUACUGCAUGUCGUCUGCAAGUAUCAGAAUGUGGGGUUUUUUUAAUCUCCCUUGACUCAUCUAAACCUUAUUUAACCAUCCAGCCUAAACGAAAAGUAGCACUGUAAAAGCUUAUGCAAUGGAGGGUUGUGGUGGAUGUUGAAACAAAAUAUUGAAUUUAUCCAAAUAUGGGGAGAAAAAUAGAACACUGGCUUCUCCUUGGUUGUUAGAGUUUGUAUGGUAGCAAUAGUACAAGGCUUUUAGCCAUGCAGAUGAUGGCAAAGCAGCAUCUUGUAAGUUGGCAAAAAGUGGUUGGUGAUGUGCUAGUCUGGUUGAAGACCUUUCAUCUUGGUUAUUUCUUCUCAUAGGAUGCCUCUGUUUCCCACAAAAUUUUCCUGUCUGGUUUUUCUACCAUUUUGAUUAAGAAUAUUCGUGUUGUUGGACAGGAUGAAUUUCUCCUAUCAUGGCAAAUGAAGAUUUUGGCCUUCACUGGCAUGGAAAUCUUUUUUACCUA